Messenger RNA from Gasterosteus aculeatus aculeatus (three-spined stickleback), 3278 nucleotides. RefSeq names its product solute carrier organic anion transporter family, member 2A1 (gene slco2a1). Gene Ontology annotation, cellular component: basolateral plasma membrane. Lineage: Eukaryota; Metazoa; Chordata; Actinopteri; Perciformes; Gasterosteidae. Gene Ontology annotation, biological process: sodium-independent organic anion transport; prostaglandin transport; transmembrane transport. The record is from RefSeq and is a predicted model, not a curated record. Gene Ontology annotation, molecular function: prostaglandin transmembrane transporter activity; protein binding.
GACAACCUUCGGCACAGAAGUCGCGAGGCUGCAAAGGACUGUGCGCGCGAGGACGAGAGCGGAGCGAAUGGACCUUCUUUCCCCCAAAGCCAUGAAGAAGCCGAAGACGCCGCGCUGCAGCGUAAAGCUGUUUGUCCUGUGCCACGGCCUCCUGCAGCUCUCUCAGCUGCUGUACAGCGCCUACUUCAAGAGCACCAUCAGCACCAUCGAGAAGCGGUACGGCCUCAGCAGCUACUCCUCUGGAACCCUUUCCUCUCUGCACGAGAUCAGCAACAGUGUGCUGAUUGUGUUUGUGAGCUACUUUGGAAACCGCGUUCACCGGCCGCGCUUCAUUGGAAUGGGCGGACUCCUGAUGGCCGUCAGCGCCUUGAUGCUGACCCUGCCUCACUUCUUGUCCCAGGCCUACGAAUACGACUCCGUGUUACACAAUCGCCACGACAUCUGCAACCUGCAGAGGAACUCGAGCGGCCUGGAGUCAUGCGGCCGCGACGAGACCCGGCGCUUGGCCGACACCAACAACCUGUGGCUGCUCAUGGCCAGCGCCCAGCUGCUCUUCGGCGUGGGCUCCGUGCCCAUCCAGCCCUUUGGCAUCUCCUACAUCGAUGACUUCUCAGGGCCGGGCAACUCCUCUCUUUACAUAGCCAUCCUGUUCGCAGUGUCUGUGUUCGGGCCGGCCAUCGGCUUCCUGCUGGGCUCAGUCAUGCUGCGCAUCUACGUGGACGUGGACAAAAUUGGUUUCGGAGCUGAGACGGAGCUGGGACACAGCGAUCCCCGCUGGGUGGGGGCCUGGUGGAUGGGCAUGCUCAUCACCGCUGGCUGCCUCCUGCUCACCUCCAUCCCUUACUUCUUCUUCCCUCGCAGAAUGCCUCCAGAGGACAAUGUGAUCGCAAGUGAAACGGAUGCUAGUGAUGACUUGAAGAAGCCGGAUGUCUCCCUGCUGGAUUUCCUGAAAAUGUUUCCCAGAAUGUUUGUCCACCUCCUGGUGAGUCCCCUCUUCCUGAUGCUGGUUCUGGCCCAGUGCUGCUUCUCCUCCGUGAUCGCCGGCCUCGCUACGUUCCUCAACAAGUUUCUGGAGCUACAGUACAGCGCGACGUCCGUUUACAGCAGCCUGCUAGUAGGUGCUGUGAAUCUGCCAGCCGUCGCCGUGGGGAUGCUGAUAGGCGGCGUCAUCAUGAAGAAGGCCGGCCUCACUCUGAAGACCAUCCCGCGCUUCUGCGUUGCCAUGCUCUCCGUGUCCACCCUCCUCUUCAUCCCUCUCUUCUUCAUGGGCUGUCCCACGCAGAAAGUAUCCGAGGUCAAUCAUUACCAGAUCGGACAGUAUGGGUAUCCAGCCUCGUGCUACUCCAACUGCUCCUGCCCUGCCAGUGCCUUCCACCCGGUGUGCGGCUCUGAUGGAGUUGAGUAUAUUUCUCCUUGCCACGCCGGCUGCACCAACUUCACCAAAGUCGCCAACAACACCCACAGGGUUCAGCUGUACACCGACUGCAGGUGUAUAUCAGGGGAGCAGAGGACUGCCCGCCCCGCUCCCUGCCCCAACAGCUGCCCACACCUCCUCCUGCCCGUCAUCCUGGUGAUCUCCCUGGCCUCCCUGGUCGCCUGCCUCACUCACAACCCCAUGUACAUGAUGGUGCUCAGAUGUGUUCCCUCUGAGGAGAAGUCAUUCGCGAUAGGAAUUCAAUUUUUACUCAUGAGAAUAUUAGCCUGGCUGCCCGCCCCCGCUGUCUUCGGCGUGGCCAUCGAUACGUCGUGCAUCUGGUGGAAGCGCGUGUGUGGAAAGAAGUUCAGCUGUGGUUACUACGACAACGACAUCUUGAGGAGCCGGUACCUGGGCUUACAGCUGGGUUAUAAGGUCGUAGGCAUCGUCCUACUGAUGAUGCUGGGAUGGAAGGCCAAGCGGACCCAGGAGUACAGUCUGGAGAAGAGGCCCGAAGGACCGCUCUGAGGUCCUGCUGGUGGGUAAACACGCUGGAGAGCACGGAUGCAGAACGAAGCUGCGUCGGCUGGAGAAAGGCGCAGUCGGGAGACACCUGCACGGACCUCAGCUCCUGGAGACCCUCCUCGUCACCCGCUGCUUCACUGGCUUGAGUUGAGAUGUAAUGUUUUUGGACGCUUUAAAGCUUAUGAUUGGAUUUACUCUGACAACAUCACCAACAUAUUACAAGAUAAGAGAACUGCUAAAAAACCCUCUGUGUGUGUGUGUGUGUGUGUGUGUGUGUGUGUGUGUGGUACCUCACAAUAUUUUUUACGUGCGAAAGACAGUGAUGAGGGUUCACACAUCAUGUAAACAUCUUUGUCAAAUUCUCGUUCCAAUAAGGACGGAAUCUGUUCGGGUUUCCGUUUCCAAUGGGGACAUGUUCUGUAACUAGUUAAAUAUAUUAGCUUAAUAUUUAAGUUUAUCUUUUUAUAGAUGUUUGUCUCAUACACAGAGACAUCUGUGAUAACUGCAAUACCGAUUUCAUAUACGACGAUCACAUAAAACACUCCAUUGAAUUGCACCGCAAUUCACCGCACACAUGCAAGCUGCUGCUGUGGUUAUACUGGUCACAGUGGAACGUAUACGUGUGUAAUGUUACUGGCUAAUAUACAGCAUAAUUAAUCAAAUCUGCGUCAAGUCAUUUAUUCAUUUCUGUGUUCAUGUCUCAAAGGCUGAAAAAAAUGUCCAUGUAAUUCUAAUUUGCAUAUCUUAAGUGCAAAAGCAUCCAGGCUUGGUCCUUUUUAGGGGAUGAUAUUGUGGCCAUAUUUCUCUUUUUGAAGGUCCCCUGUGUCAAAAUAUAGUUUUACAACCUGUCAUUUUUGUAGUUUAGACUGUGCUGACUUGGGCCAUUUUCCUGAACAAAUUGGCAGACAUAAAAAUUGUAAUGGAUAUACAUAAGUAGUCGUGUUUUAGCAUUUGAGGGAAGGCUUUUUUGUGUAAAAUGAUUCUGGGCUGCUGUGCGCACUAAUGGAUGUUUGUAACCAACAAGUACACCUGUUUAUAAAAAAUAUAAAACAUUUACAGUCCUAUGAGCAAUAUAAAUAAAUGUACUAAUUGCAAUUGCAGUCGAGUCACUCCGAUCAAAAAAAAAAAAUCAAGAAAUCAAGAAACAAACUACAAAGAAGUGAAAGAAAAAGAAUAAAUUGAAAUUGAACUAAAACUACAUUGGACACAGUACCUUUAUCUCUAUUUUUUUUAGUCUAAGAAAAUGACCAUGAUGUCAGUUUUCAGUAUUUCCUGUCAAAUUGACUUUUGGGAAAUUGUAUAAUCCAGGUUUAGUUCAUCAAUAAAGCCCAUCGAUUGC